Olea europaea var. sylvestris is the source of this 841-nucleotide messenger RNA. Its product is annotated as Golgi apparatus membrane protein-like protein ECHIDNA. Bases 110 to 655 code for a protein of 181 amino acids. The transcript has 6 exons. The record is from RefSeq and is a predicted model, not a curated record. Lineage: Eukaryota; Viridiplantae; Streptophyta; Magnoliopsida; Lamiales; Oleaceae. Gene Ontology annotation, biological process: vesicle-mediated transport; protein secretion. Gene Ontology annotation, cellular component: Golgi membrane.
UCAAUAAUCUAUAUAUAACCGGUUUGUUGAAAUGGUCCUCUGCGUAGAACUUGAGACAAUACAUACAUAGAGAGCUGGAAAAAGAGAGUGGCAGCGUAAAUUUCCAGAAAUGGAUCUGAACCCUCCUGCAGGGGAGAAUUAUGCUCAUCCAAACAUAUGUUUCUUCCAUGUGCUUUUCAAGGCUGCAGCUUUGGCAUUUUACAUACUUUCAGCUCUAUUUUUUGAUAGCUUUGUCAUUAUUUUUGUCGUUACCGUGCUUCUAGCUGCUCUUGAUUUUUGGGUAGUCAAGAAUGUGAGUGGACGCAUCUUGGUAGGAUUAAGAUGGUGGAAUGAAAUAAACGAAGAGGGUGAGAGUGUGUGGAAAUUUGAAUGUCUUGAUCAAGAGUCAUUGGCUCGGAUUAAUAAGAAGGAUUCGUGGCUGUUCUGGUGGACCUUAUACCUUACUGCUGUAUUGUGGCUCUUUCUUGGGAUAUUUUCCCUCAUAAGGUUUCAAGCUGACUAUCUUCUUGUUGUUGGUGUUUGUUUGACCCUCAGCAUUGCAAAUAUUGUUGGCUUUACUAAAUGCCGAAAAGAUGCUAAGAAACAGCUUCAAGCAUUUGCCACCCAGACCCUUGCUUCUAGGUUCUCUUCUACCAUACAAUCAGCAUUUACUUGAAUGUGUGUACAGAUAGCCGGAGGAAGACGAAAACUGCAUUGAGAGUCUUUGAGAAAUGCUACUUUCAUUUAGAUCAUUAUAAGUGGUGAUUUGGAGUUUUCUUUUGCAAUUUUGUAGAGAUAUAAAAGCAUUCGGCAGAUGGUUUUCAGUAAGUGCAAUUCCUAGAGUGUGUUUGAUUGGUAUGAA